AUGACUGACGGUCUUGACUCGUCCAUGGUAGAGAGCCGAAUCUGCGGAGUCGGUAUCAACUUCAGAGCAGACAAGACUGGCGCGCUGUACGUCUCCUCCCUAGUAGAGAACGGUCCUGCAGACAAGACAGGGAAAGUUCGGCCUGGCGACGUCCUCUACGAGGUCGACGGGACAGUCGUUUACAGGAGCGGCCUGAGCCAGAUCUCCAAGCACCUGCUGGGAGGCGACGGGACCAUUGUGAUGGUCGGCUUCCUGCGAGAAGGGAAGAAAGUUUCAGUUGAGAUAGUUCGCAAGCCUGUUCAAGCUUUGAUGACUAUCAGGCACAUUCUCGAGGAUGAGGAAGGUCUGGAAUAG
Messenger RNA from Guillardia theta CCMP2712, 354 nucleotides. RefSeq lists its product as hypothetical. Bases 1 to 354 code for a protein of 117 amino acids. Gene Ontology annotation, molecular function: protein binding; endopeptidase activity. Lineage: Eukaryota; Cryptophyceae; Pyrenomonadales; Geminigeraceae. The transcript is spliced from 4 exons. The record is from RefSeq and is a predicted model, not a curated record.